Messenger RNA from Phycodurus eques (leafy seadragon), 5354 nucleotides. RefSeq names its product sodium-driven chloride bicarbonate exchanger-like. NCBI's taxonomy places the organism in Eukaryota, Metazoa, Chordata, Actinopteri, Syngnathiformes, Syngnathidae. The record is from RefSeq and is a predicted model, not a curated record. The coding region runs from base 270 to 3548 and encodes 1092 amino acids. Gene Ontology annotation, cellular component: plasma membrane; basolateral plasma membrane. Gene Ontology annotation, molecular function: solute:inorganic anion antiporter activity; sodium:bicarbonate symporter activity; monoatomic anion transmembrane transporter activity. Gene Ontology annotation, biological process: monoatomic anion transport; transmembrane transport; bicarbonate transport. The transcript is spliced from 27 exons.
UGUUACAAUGAUUUCAUACGGAGGCUGUCUCGCACGAUUCCCCUUCAGAACGUUACCGUGGGCAGGCGCAACCUCCCUCCUCCAUGCGUAAAAUAUGUAGGGCACGCUUUGCCAGCACCAUUUGAGAAAAGCCAAACCGGUAAAUAUACUGUACUGGGGAGGGGGCGGGGGGAGCGUGCCAUAUUAGCCAGGCUCCUCAUCGUCAACCUUAAUCAGCGUCUCAACUGAAGAAGAGAAAGCACAUUUGGAAGGAGAAGGAGGAGGAAAAGAUGGACAUUACCGACCAGGGUGCUCAGAUGGAGCCUCUGUUGCCAGCGGAACAAUGCCCUCAAGAAAAUAAAAAUGUGAGGACCGAUGAGGAAGCAGUGGUGGACCGCGGCGGAACCCGCUCCAUGCUGAACACCAACUUUGAGAAGGAAGAACUCGAAGGUCACCGUACUCUGUACAUUGGGGUACAUGUUCCUCUGGGCCGGAGAUCACAUCGCCGCCACCGUCACCACGGUCAUAGACACAGGAAGCGCUCCAAGGAAAGGGACUCGACAGCUGACGAUGGACGAGAAUCUCCCUCACACACAAACACGCCGGCUCAGAGGGUGCAGUUCCUGUUGGGGACUGAGGAUGGCGACGAGGAACACAUUCCGCACGCCCUGUUCACCGAGCUGGACGAAAUCUGCCUCAGAGAGGGGGAGGAUGCAGAAUGGAAGGAGACUGCCAGGUGGCUGAAGUUUGAGGAGGACGUUGAAGAUGGCGGCGAGCGAUGGAGUAAGCCCUACGUGGCCACGCUGUCUCUCCACAGUCUUUUUGAGCUCCGCAGCUGCAUUAUGAACGGUACCGUGAUGCUGGACAUGAGGGCAAAUUCGCUGGAGGAGAUUGCAGAUAUGGUCCUGGAUCAGCACGAAGUUUCCGGCCCGCUGGGACAGGAUGCCAGGAGGAGGAUCCGUGAGGCCCUGCUCAAACAGCAUCACCACCAGAACCACAAGAAGCUCGCCAACCGCAUCCCGAUUGUCCGCUCCUUUGCAGACAUCGGCAAGAAGCAAUCAGAGCCUCAUUCUAUGGAUAAGAACGGCCAAACCGUUUCAUCGCAGUCGCAGUCAGCCAGCACCGAGGGCAAACAAGACGUCAGCAGAGAAAACAGUGCCGUCGACUUCAGCAAGAUUGACCUUCACUUCAUGAAGAAGAUCCCGCCUGGUGCCGAGGCCUCCAACGUCCUGGUCGGGGAGUUGGAGUUUCUCGACCGUCCUGUGGUGGCCUUCGUCCGCCUGGCACCCGCCGUGCUGCUCAGCGGUCUGGCUGAGGUUCCCAUCACCACCAGGUUCCUUUUCAUCCUGCUUGGGCCUCUGGGAAAAGGUCCACAGUACCAUGAAAUUGGACGAUCUAUUGCAACCCUGAUGACGGACGAGGUUUUCCAUGAUGUGGCCUAUAAAGCCAAAGACAGAAAUGAUCUUGUCGCAGGCAUUGAUGAGUUCUUGGACCAAGUGACAGUGUUACCCCCUGGCGAGUGGGAUCCCUCCAUCAGAAUAGAACCACCCAAAAAUGUGCCCUCUCAGGAAAAGCGGAAGAUUCCUCCUCUUCCAAACGGAGUUACAGAUCUUGUGGAUUCAGGGGAACAUGGAGGCCACGGUGGCCCUGAGCUUCAACGCACUGGAAAGCUGUUCGGCGGGUUUAUCUUGGACAUCAAGCGGAAGGCCCAUCACUACCUUUCUGACUACACUGACGCCGUCAGCCUGCAGUGUCUGGCCUCCUUCCUUUUCCUUUACUGUGCUUGCAUGUCACCUGUCAUCACCUUUGGAGGUCUUCUGGGUGAGGCUACUGAAGGGCGUGUGAGUGCCAUCGAGUCCUUGUUUGGGGCUUCCAUGACUGGAAUUGCAUACUCGCUUUUUGCUGGGCAGCCACUUACGAUCCUCGGCAGCACCGGUCCGGUUCUUGUGUUUGAGAAGAUCCUCUUCAAGUUCUGCAAGGACUAUGGCCUCUCCUACCUCUCCCUGAGGGCCUGUAUAGGCCUUUGGACGUCCUUUUUCUGUCUCCUGCUUGUGGCCACAGAUGCCAGCUCGCUUGUUUGUUACAUCACCCGGUUCACAGAGGAAGCCUUCGCAUCCCUGAUCUGCAUCAUCUUCAUCUACGAAGCCCUGGAGAAACUCGUCCACCUUGGCGUGCACUACCCCAUCAAUAAAAACAACAAUCUUCAGAAACUAACGCAAUAUUCGUGCACUUGUGUGGAGCCCAGGGAUCCCAGCAAUGACACUCGGCUGUUCUGGGAGGAGAGGAACAUCACAGCCUCCCAGGUCAACUGGACUACGUUGGAAGUUACGGAGUGCGAAGAUCUGCACGGGGAGUUCGAAGGCAGCGCCUGCGGUCCCCACGGCCCUUACAUUCCUGACGUCCUGUUCUGGUGCGUGGUCCUCUUCUUCUCUACCGUCUUCAUGUCCGCCUUCCUCAAGGAGUUCAAGACAAGGCGCUACUUUCCUACCAAGGUGCGAGCCAUCAUCAGUGACUUUGCAGUCUUCAUCACCAUCCUCACCAUGGUUCUGGUUGACUAUGCUCUAGGCAUUCCCUCACCAAAGUUACAAGUUCCCAACAAGUUUAAACCAACCAGAGAUGAUCGUGGCUGGGUUAUAAACCCCGUGGGUCCCAACCCAUGGUGGACCACCAUCAUCACCUUCAUCCCUGCUCUGCUGUGCACAAUCCUCAUCUUCAUGGACCAACAGAUCACGGCUGUUAUUAUCAACAGGAAGGAACACAAACUGAAGAAAGGCUGCGGCUAUCAUCUAGACUUGUUCGUGGUUGGCGUGAUGCUGGGCGUGUGCUCUGUGAUGGGCCUGCCGUGGUUCGUGGCCGCCACCGUGCUCUCCAUCUCUCACGUGAACAGCUUGAAGCUGGAGUCCGAGUGCUCUGCACCCGGAGAGCAGCCCAAGUUCCUGGGCAUCCGUGAGCAGCGCUUUACUGGUCUCAUGAUCUUCACCCUAAUGGGCUGCUCUGUCUUUAUGACCUCUGUCUUGAAGUUCAUCCCGAUGCCUGUGCUGUAUGGAGUGUUUCUCUACAUGGGGGCGUCCUCACUUAGAGGCAUCCAGUUCUUUGACCGUGUCAAGCUGUUUGGGAUGCCGGCCAAACACCAGCCUGACUUCAUUUACCUUCGCCACGUUCCACUCAGGAAGGUGCACCUCUUCACCAUCAUCCAACUCAGCUGUUUGGUGCUGCUGUGGGUCAUCAAGACCUCCAAGGCCGCCAUAGUGUUCCCAAUGAUGGUCUUGGCUCUCGUCUUCAUCCGCAAGCUUCUGGACUUAAUCUUCACCAAGAGAGAACUUAGCUGGUUGGAUGACUUGAUACCGGAGUGGAAAAAGAAGAAGCUCGAAGAUGCUGCACAAGAGGAGGAGCACAGCAUUAUUGCCGAGGAGGAAGGCAUCGUGCAGGUUCCGCUUGAGGGACACUACAAGAGCGACCCAGCGACAGUGAACAUCACCGAUGAGAUGUCCAAAGGCUCAUUUGGGAAUGUUUGGAAGAGCGUGAACCCCGUGGAAAAGGAUCCGCCUGCUAAAAGCUCCCCUUCCUAACCUCUCAGAAGCUGAGAAGCCAAAGUUUUCCCAAGAGUGUUGAGAAGCGCCACAAGCGUCGAAAGCGCGACAAGAGCUUGGACCGGGAGACAAGUUUGUGAUGACGCACACUUGAAGAUAAUGCCAUCGUUCUGUUCCUUAUGGUCAUUGAAAAAAAACAAAAAACUGUGCCACACUUCACCACCUUUGUACUGUGAAACUUUUUUUUUUUUUUUUUUUUUUGUUAUGCGUGUCAUGUGCAACUUGUGUAUGAAACACAAAAUUAGAAACAACAUCGGUGACUAUAUUAAAGAGUUACUGCACAUUUUUGUGAAACCAGCAACAAAACGGGCCAACUAAAGGACACAUUUUGAAAAAUGUUGAAUUGUAUUUUAUAUGUUUUUAUGUUUUGCAAAACCGGUAACAUUUAUAAAAUCUUGCUUCAGCCAAAUUAUUAAACUGCUUAUUUACGUGAUGGACGUUAUUGUAGAAGUUAGGAUUUCUGUGAAAAGUGUGUCUAAAGCUAAUCUACAGUUAAAAUAAAAAAAAUUUAAAAAAUGAUGUUAAAUCUCCUAUAUUCUGUAUAUUGAAUUUUUUUUGUGAUGUUACAGACUUUUUUUCCCACCUUUUUCAAGGUAGUACAUUAUCUUUGCCUCCUUUGGCAAAUUGCUACUUGUUCUUUUUCUCUUUGUCCAUCGUUGCUGAUGUUUGGAGUGGCUUGUAGAAAAACGUUUAUCGUUUAUCAUCUUGUCAGUACAUGUCAUCCAUGGACCUACGCUGUCUUCUGUGUUGUGUUAGCGGUCAAAAGGAUUUUUUUUUUUUUUUUUAAAGACACCGUUAGUACUUCUAGGGAUGCAAUAAUUAAAAAAAAAAAAAAUCUGCAAAGGGCAACCUGUAAUACGUGCUGAAGAGUCUUAACGAUGUACAAUACAUACUAUAUUUUAUUGUAUUCAGUGUUACUAAUAUAUCACCAAAAAUGAUGUCCAAGGCAGUUUUCUGAUGUCGAUGUUUCUUUCCCAACGUCUGAUGCUACUCUCCAUGCUUAGAGAAACUAAUAAGAGGUCAAAAUAAUAUCAAUAUCACAUAUUUUGACUGCAUCUGUGUCUAUUUUACUUUUUUUGUUGUUGUUUUUUUUUUUUUGCCUUAAACUUUGACAGAUGAUGGCCAUGCGCUUUUGGUUGUUAAUUUGACUGGAGAUUGUGAAGUAAUCAGUUCCACUUUGUUGUUAAAUUGUGGUUUUGUUCAGCAGAAUGAGAAAGAUGCAAUGACGAGUGUCUAUUAAAAUUUCAAUAAACGUAUGUGGAAUGAUGCAUUUCCCCCCCCCCCACCCCCCCACCCCCCCAUGUCGAUCUUUGCCCUUUGAGCGCCGUAAGUGUCACGAUCGAGCUUUUUGCGGUGUUUGAUAGUCUAACAGCUUCUGGAAUGAAGCUGUUCCUCAGCCUGGUGGUCCUGCAUCGGAUGCUCUGUAACCUCCUGCCCGAGGGGAGCGGAUGGAAGAGAGCGUGUGCGAGAUAGAUCCCGCGAAAUGGCAAAUUAUGUGCGAUAUGAAUAUGAAAGUAAAUCCGCAAUGCACUGAAUCUGCAAUAGGUGAACCACGAUAUAACGAGGGAACACUGUACAACGAUACUCACGGGCAUAUUAUUUUUAAACAAUUCAUAUUACUGUAGUUUACUGAGUCACUAAGAGUAGUUGUUAUAGUCUUCUUCACUUGUAUCGUCACGACUGUACUUUACUGCCCCCGAGUGGACAAGUUAUGCACCAGAAGGUGUCGCCAUGCAUUAAUUGUGAUGCACAAACUGUUAAAUUAUUUACAUUCUAUUUAAUUAU